Molecule: messenger RNA, 1176 nt
Organism: Postia placenta MAD-698-R-SB12
Lineage: Eukaryota; Fungi; Basidiomycota; Agaricomycetes; Polyporales; Adustoporiaceae
Exons: 6
Coding region: 1-1176 (391 amino acids)
Source: RefSeq, a predicted model, not a curated record
AUGACCAAGGGAGUGACCGCGCAUCAGGCGGCAGAACCUCCGCCCCUUGGGACGUACAUAGUUGUCAUCGUACCCACGGCGACGACGGGCUCACGCCGGCCGUCCCCGAAGCGAACACCGAGAACGCAUCUCGCCCGUCGCGAGCGGGCCGCCCCCAUAGCGACGGCGAUCGACUCGCACCUGGCGGGCGCCAGCGAGGAAGAAGAGACCACAAGUGUCGGGCAUGCGCGGGUAGAUUGCAUGUUUUCCUGCCGUCUGAUGCGCAGAGCGACAGACGUUUGGGACCACCGCUUCAACGCCCGCGUCCGCGGCGUCGAGGCCCUCGAGCCGUCCAGCGUGACCCACGGCACCAAGGCGUCACGCGUCAAGCGUCGGCUUCAGGCCGCCGCAGCGGUGGCAAGGACAGGGGACAGGUCGAAGGUCCGUCCAUCACGCCCGGCGAACACGUCGUGCGGUCGUAGAGAGCUCGCGUUGCUGCCGGAGAACCCGCCCUGCGGUCGCACACCCACACGAGGAGCGGCGCGUGUCCUGGGCCGUGACACAGGGUUCGCCCGCGAGUGUCUCUCUCAUCUUCCCAAACCAAAACCAAAUGACCGCGUUUUUUUGACAACGCAAUUGCCGCCGCGUCAGCGGAUCCAGGAUCCAGGAUCCAGAGACCACACAAACCAUGAAAAGCAUACCAUGUCGGCGCCUCCGCGCCGGCACAACGUAUCUCCAAAGGCCCAGGACCAUGCCGCGUCGCGCCAGUGCGGCGCACGGUGCAAAUGGGGGAAGCAAACACCAGCGUCUGCGGUGGUCACUGGGAGCGCGUCCCCGGAGCGCACGGAGUCCAGGCGGGUCGUGUCAGCCUGGCGUCAAGGAGCUGGCGUAAGCUUGUCAGCAACGAACACGCAGCAGUCGAGAACGGGCGAACACGGAUACUGUAUGGUGAAGGACGGACGGCCUCGACGCUGCGCGGCCUUCGACAGGGGAAAACGUCGUCCGGGUUCGACGUUCAAUGAUCUAGAUCUGCGGUGUGCUGGCGGGAGAUCUGUACAUGUACAAGUGGAAUGGCAUCGGCAGCGAGGCACUUCCGAGCCAUCAUCGGAUAAGUACAUACAGCGCGGGCAUCGGGAGUCUGGACACCAGUUGGUUCCAAGCGUCGUGCGGCGUGCGGUAGCAGAGACUGAGGAAUGA